Molecule: messenger RNA, 1518 nt
Organism: Neocloeon triangulifer
Lineage: Eukaryota; Metazoa; Arthropoda; Insecta; Ephemeroptera; Baetidae
Product: galactoside alpha-(1,2)-fucosyltransferase 1-like
Exons: 3
Coding region: 69-1001 (310 amino acids)
Biological process (GO): carbohydrate metabolic process
Cellular component (GO): membrane
Molecular function (GO): galactoside 2-alpha-L-fucosyltransferase activity
Source: RefSeq, a predicted model, not a curated record
UCGAACGUGCAUCGACAGAUAUGACAAAUAUGUGAAGUUGCAGCUAACUUCAUUAACACUUUUCAGAAAUGACAGGAAAAGUUUUUGCAAUAGUCAUUACUAGUGUGAUUUUGCUGGUCGCCAGCAACUUUUACCUUAUGAACUAUACUACCACUUUUUUCCUGCCAAAAGACAAAGCCAUCCAGGGUGGCCUUUAUCCCUGUCCUGAGACGCCAAUAGUAACCAUCGAGGACGGCGGUCGGCUCGGAAACAAAAUCUGGGAGUAUGCGGCCGUGUGGAGCGUCGCCAGAUUAAUGGGCCGCCCUGGCUUUGUCCCUCGCUCCCUUAAGACCACCCUGAGUCGCACCUUCGGCAACCUGAGUCUGCCCACCCUGGAGGAGAUCGGGCACUGCGACCUGCAACUCGACUACAAUAAGUCGAUUAGCGCCCUCGGCAUCUUGCCCUUGACCGAAACCAGGUCUCGCUUCCAGGGUCGCAACAUGCUCCUGCACAGGUACGAAAUGUUCCUGGAGCCGGCCCUGAUGUACCGAGACCUGCUGAAACUGGAAUUCACUUUCAAGCCGGAGAUUGUGCGUCAGGUCAACGAGACCUUUGCGAAAAUCGGUGAGGGAAAAACUCUAGUCGGGGUUCACGUCCGAAGGACCGACUUCAAGGAAUUCCUGCCCCUUUAUUUGAAGACCACCCUGGUUGAUGAUGUUUUCUUCAAAAAUGCAAUGAAGUGGUACCGCGAAAAUGUAAAAGGUCCGAUUCUAUUUCUGGUCGUCAGUGAUGACGUCAGUUGGUGCGAAGAGAACCUUCAUUUUGAGGAUGUCAAGGUGGUGACCAACAGUAGCCCUGCUCACGAUUUGGCCCUUCUCUGCAUGCGCGACCACACCAUCGUCGACUACGGCACUUUCGGGUUUUGGGGCGCGUUUAUGUCUGACGGGCAUACCGUUUCGCUGGGCGUCUACAAAUCUUUCACAAAAACUAUGGCCCAAGAAGCAAACUGGACCUUAUUUUAACUCCACAGUCAAAAUAAGUGGUUAAAACAGUAACUUUCAUAACCGAAGAUGAAGUGAGCAAUUGAUUAAUAAAGUAUAAUAUCAACACCGCCAAAAAUUGGUUAAAGUUUUUCUUAAUUUUUUGUUCAAUAUAGAAAUGGAAGGAACAUCAUAAUUAUGUUAUUUUUAUAAAUCAUAAAAAUUUUGGAUUUUUUUUUUCAAAACUCAAUUCCAAAUUUGGAACAAUACAAAAAAAAUUGUAUUACAUAAUGCGUGUUCCUGUAGGUGAAUUUUAUGUUGAGUAAAUUUAUAAAAAUAAUCACGCACAUAUAUGUUUGUGUACAAAUAAACUUAUUUGCACACAUAAUUCUGACUGGCGUCAUUUCCACAGCCUUUGAAUUAUAAUUUAGCAUAUUUUUUUUAUCACAAAUGGGAAGUCGAUUGACUGCAAAUUUUAACGUAUCAAAUGUACAUUCGCUCCGAUCCAAAAGAUUUGGUUUGCCAUAUUUUAUAAUUUUUUAAAUUGUAUAAAAUAUUU